Messenger RNA from Porites lobata, 1918 nucleotides. The record is from the annotation of a GenBank genome assembly. Lineage: Eukaryota; Metazoa; Cnidaria; Anthozoa; Scleractinia; Poritidae.
AUGAUAAAAACUGACAAAGCUAAACUAAUGCAUUGCCUGGAGGACAAAUUGCACCUGGCCCAGAGACCCACUAUGGGAUUUCAAUGCUACAUAGUAGACGGAAAUACUUUGCUGCAAGCAAUGGUUUCUCUUCCGAGCACGUUCGGAGAGCUAGCUGAGUAUGUUUUUCAGCAACUACCCAGAGCACAACGCGUUGACUUUGUAACAGACUUCUAUCAUCCCCGUUCGAUAAAAGGAUUAGAACUAUCAAGAAGAGGUUCUUCACAAGCACAUCUAGUGAAAGGACCUCCCACUACAGUUCCUCGUGAUUGGAAAAAGUUCCUGUGUAAUGAAGAAAACAAAAGGUGCUUGUGCAGCUUCCUCUUAGAUGAGUGGAAAAAGGGAAAAUAUGCUCCGAAGCUGCAGGGAAAGCCUUUAGUUUUCGUUAAUGAGAUAAAUGCAUCAGCUUAAAAAGUAUCGAUGGAAAGAAUGUAGUUACAGAGGAAGUUGAGAUGUUGUGCUCUUCACACGAGGAGGCCGAUACCAGAAUGAUCUUGCAUUGUAACGAUGUUGCUGCCAAUUCACCAGAAAGCUCGGUUAUACUAGUGAGAUUCCCUGAUACCGACGUGUUCAUUUUACUUCUUAGAUUUGUACGUCAUGUAAACCAGACAGUGCUGUUUGACACUGGAACGGGUGACAAGCGCCGACUUGUAAAUGUUCCAGCUGUUGCUAAAGAUCUCGGAGAUGAGAUUAACCUGACUCUUGUAGCUCUGCACGCAUUUACUGGUUGCGAUACGACCAGUGCUUUUGUGAGAAGAGAGAAAGUGAAGCCGCUCACACUCCUCAAAAAACAUCCUGAGUUUCUUCCAACGUUUCAUGCUCUAGGAUCGAGACCUGACAUAGAAGACAGAGUAUUUAAAGACCUUUAAAAGUUCACAUUUCUGAUGUACGGAAGCAAGUUGGGUGACAUGAACUCUCUCGGAUACGAAAAAUUCACUGAGAGAUUCAGUGCAAAGCCAGGAGAGGUACUGACAAGCUACAAUGGUGUUGACAUGAACCUUCUUCCACCUUGUCGAUAUAUAUAUAUAUAUAUAUAUAUGUGGUUCCUGAUUAGCAAAAGAAACAUUCAAGUCCAUCAAAAAGACACUCUGGACUUGUCCAUACACUCUAGCUGCUUAAAGGCCCUGAAUGACGGAGGACGCUUGAGACUUCAGCAAGUUCUAAGCAGAGAAUUCAAGGUUAAGUCACCCCCCCCUGACUUCCUCCACCCCCCCCCCCAGCCUAGCACGUGCUUGAGGGGAAUGCUUUCAUUGGCCAAUGGGCCUCAAACGUUACAAGAAUUUCACAUGAUAAACUAAAGGCAGACGUGACCAGUGCACUGACUCUCCCAGACCAGGACUAACGGAAGGUACAACGCUUUUGCAGCAGCCUCCCCCCUAGGGAUUGACAUGGAGGCCCCUUUCCAACCCAUGGCGAGUUAGCUCAGGGACUGAACUUGACAAUGAGACCAAGCAGGACAGCAAGCCCCCUAUGUUUUUUCUCACCGCAGUGACCAGAAAGCUGGCGAUAGCCAGCUUUCUGUGCGAAUAUUCUGGUGCAUUUUCAGGUAGGUUUUCAAAAAUUCGGCUAUAUAUAUAUAUAUAUAUAUAUAUAUAUAUAUAUAUAUAUAUAUAUAUAUAUAUAUAUAUAUAUAUAUAUAUAUAGUCUGAAAAUGCCUGUGAGAAGAGUAAAUUAUCAAGCGCUCAUAUGGAAGAAAGCUGAUCGGGCAACACAAAGUAUCCCGGGACCAGACGGGCAUGGCUGGAACACUAACGUCGAAGGUGAGUUUGAAAUCUGCUGGACGAACGGCAAUCUCAUGCCUCAGGAACUCGCAGACAUCAUAACUGGCCCUUUCAAUCCAUCUUCUGAGGAUGAAGAAGAUGUUACUGUCGAUUACGAA